AUGCCGCCCAUUACUUUGAUGACCCACAACUUCGCCUCCUUGCGCGUGUGGUUUAUCGCCAAACUUCAAACAAAGCGACUGGCGAACUACCUGGACAGGGACGGCGCCGCUGCCCAAGGGGCAAAUGGGUUUGAAUACAACGAGUUGGACAAUCUCCGGGCACUUGGGAUACUCACGGAGAGCUUGAGCGAGUCACAGUACCAAUACGUGGACGGUGCCUUGCUGGUCAAGACUGCCAUGGACAACUUGACAGGCAUCCAUGAACCGAUCGGAGCUGCCGACCGUGUCUCACUGCUGCAAAAGUACCACACGCUCAGCUGGGACUGGAAGAACGUUCCCCUUGAGGAGUUCCUCGGUGCAUUCCGCGACUUGAUGCGCCGAUUGGAUCGUGCGGCACUGAACGAGUUGCCGUCGUUUCGGGUAAACAAGUUGCUAACGCGUAUGCCAAAGGAAAUUCGGAUGGUAAGCCACAUGAUCGUGGACUCGAAUGCGGAGUUCCACACUGUACCGAUAUCCGCGACCAAAUUGAUGACCGAGUACAAGUAUCUUCAAAAGGAAGGUAUUCUCAAGUUCACCGCGAUCGAAGGCCACCCAUCAAAAACGGGAACGAGGGGCAACGUUCUCGAGGCCACGACAAGUGCCGCAAUUGUGGGACGAUGGGACACUGGGCUCGUGACUGUCGGAGACCAGACCGUGGUACUCAAGUUAGCCAAAGCAGACGGGGGCGUGGAGAACGUGAGCCCCGGCAUGCCGCCCCAUCCGCCCAUGCGAAUGCCGUGA
Aphanomyces astaci is the source of this 780-nucleotide messenger RNA. RefSeq lists its product as hypothetical. The transcript has 2 exons. The coding region runs from base 1 to 780 and encodes 259 amino acids. The record is from RefSeq and is a predicted model, not a curated record. Lineage: Eukaryota; Oomycota; Saprolegniomycetes; Saprolegniales; Verrucalvaceae.